This is a messenger RNA of Lycium ferocissimum, 1260 nucleotides long. Its product is annotated as spindle and kinetochore-associated protein 1 homolog. Gene Ontology annotation, molecular function: microtubule binding. The coding region runs from base 200 to 1000 and encodes 266 amino acids. The transcript is spliced from 10 exons. Gene Ontology annotation, biological process: mitotic cell cycle; cell division; chromosome segregation. Gene Ontology annotation, cellular component: mitotic spindle; outer kinetochore; spindle microtubule. Lineage: Eukaryota; Viridiplantae; Streptophyta; Magnoliopsida; Solanales; Solanaceae. The record is from RefSeq and is a predicted model, not a curated record.
UUUAGCAAUUUUACAUGGUAUUUUUUUUUUCACUCAAACCCCCCCAAAAAAAAGCGCGCAAAUCGUACGUUUUCAAAAGUUAGGGUUCAUUUUUGUGAACUUUAUUCCACAAUCUCGCUCUUCUACUUCUACAAUCCUCUACAUUAUUCUCGAUAUUUUCAGAGUUGUUUGUCAGGGAGAAGAGAGGAAAGAGGGGAAAAUGGACAUCAAGGAUGCAGGGUCUUCACUUGAUUCUUUAGUAUCCUCAUUCAACACUCGGAUAUCGGAGAUUCAACAGCUUGUCGUAGCUCGAAACAUGUACCCAGCGAGCAGUGUUUCAGAUUUGUCAGCUAUUGACUCUGCAUUGAAGGUCUUGGAGCUUCAGCUCCACAAAAUAAAAAUCCGGAUGCGUGAAGAAACUGAAGCCAUCCCCAAAGCCAAGAAGCUGAUAGAAGCAUCGUUGCGCCAGCAAAAGAAAUUGCAAAAUUUAUCUGCUGUUGUUCCGUCAUAUGUUCCUGAUAGAGUGACUAAAACAACUGAUGAUGCUACUAAAUGUUCACAUCUAGAGGCCAGUGUUGAGGAUCUUGGUUCCGUGUCUCUGAAAAUUGAGGAGCCCGUACCCAAGGAGAAAAAAGGCCGUGCCUCCCCACCACUUUUCUAUGUUAAUGCAGAUGAACUGAAUGCUGUACCACCGUAUAUGAAACAGCGAAUCACUUUGGAAAAGGUCAACGCAGCAAUAGAUGACAUGGCCACUUACGCUGAAGGAACUUCCCAGCUUCUCAGAGCCCCUCGUAAAAAGCUCACAGAAAAUCUUGUGGAGAGAGCAAUGGAAUUAAGAGAUAUUGGUGCAACAGAAGCAGUUAAAGGAAAGCAUUUCUUUCUUGAAACUGACAUCAAAGGGCCUUCACUGAAGCUUGACAAUACAGGGAAAGCAAUACUAACUGUCCUCCGACACCUUGGUCGUAUAAGUGAAACUCGAAUUGGUCAUCACCGUGUGAUCCUUCUUUUGAAACCUCACUAAAUUGCAACCGAUGCUCAGUUAGUAAUUUAAACAGCUUCAUGUGAGUAGUUCAUUUAGCAUAUGACUGGCAAAUUCAAGCUCUCCUCAAGUGCAGACACCUAUCAGAGGAACCUGUUUCUGUUUACAGUAUGAAAUUUUAUUAGAUUAAUUAACGAUGUUUGACUAUUCAACCAUCUAGAUAAUCAGUUUUAUUGAUGCAAACCUUGAUACAAAGUUCAUAAUAUAUAAAGGAUCAAAUGUUAGUAGCAGUGAUUAUUGUU